GUCCAAUUUGCGCAAAUAUAAAAUUUACUCUACUCUGGCAGCAUUGAGACAUCCGCACCUGCAUUUGCUUAUUUCGUACUGAGUGUCCUUCACUUUUAAUAGUGACAUUUAAAAUCUUUUUAAGUUAAAAAUGGAUACUGAUUUAUAUGAUGAGUUUGGAAAUUAUAUUGGACCGGAUCUUUUAUCAGAUGAAGAAGGGGAGGGUUUUUUGGAGAGUGCUGAAGAUGAAGACAUAGAGAAUAAUGUUGAUCAUGAAGAAAUGAAUGGUGAAAUACAGGAAGAAAGCUUGGCCGUUGUUCUUCAUGAAGAUAAAAAAUACUACCCAAGUGCAUUAGAAGUUUACGGUCCUGAAGUUGAAACUUUGGUACAAGAGGAGGAUGCCCAGCCGUUAACACAACCUCUUAUAGAACCUAUUCAGCGUAAAAAGUUUGCUUAUUCUGAAGCUUCAAUCCCGGCAACUACUUACGAUCCGGAAUUUCUGGCUGAUCUUAUGGAUUGUCCUGACCUAAUUCGUAAUGUAGCUCUUUGUGGACAUCUUCAUCAUGGCAAGACGUCCUUAGUAGAUUGCUUGAUAGAGGUUACUCAUCCUGAUAUUGAAGCAAAAGAAGACAAAAAUCUGAGGUACACCGACUUUCUACACAUGGAAGUGGAAAGAGGAUUAAGCAUAAAAUCUACUCCAGUUACCAUGGUGCUUGGUAACUUACAUGAGAAGUCGUACCUAUUUAACAUUCUGGAUACUCCAGGUCACGUGAAUUUCUCCGACGAAGUAACAGCUGCUUUUCGACUAGUUGAUGGAAUUUGUUUAAUGGUUGAUGUCACUGAAGGUAUACUUUUGAACACUGAACGUAUUCUGAAGCACGCGUUGCAAGAGCGUUUACCAGUGACACUAUGCAUCAAUAAGAUAGAUCGUCUUAUAAUUGAAUUGAAAUUACCCCCAAUGGAUGCCUACUACAAAAUUAAGCAUAUAAUUGAUGAGGUGAAUUCAAUACUUUUAACCUACUUUGAAGGCGCAGGUACUACAGAUGACACUCAAUCUACUGUCAGCCCGUUAUUAGGAAAUGUGUGUUUUGCGAGUACAUAUUACCGUUUUUGCUUUACUUUGGAAUCAUUUGCAAAAAUCUAUAUGGAUACAUUUGUUAAUGGGAUGGAUUACAAAGAGUUUGCUAAACGUUUAUGGGGUGAUAUAUACUAUAAUUCUAAAACACGUCGGUUUCAAAAGCGCCCACCCACCCCAAGUUCUCAAAGAACGUUUGUGGAUUUCAUUCUUGAGCCUUUAUACAAAAUUUUCGCCCAAACUGUUGGCGACGUUGACACUCAUUUACCGUCACUGUCUACAGAAUUGGGUAUCUAUUUGACAAAAUCUGAGAUGAAGAUGAAUAUACGCCCUCUUCUACGUUUGAUUUUCAAACGGUUCUUUGGUGAUUUCUCGGGAUUUGUGCAUAUGUGUGUGGAACAUAUACCAAGUCCACGUAAAUCAGCCCUGACAAAAGUGGAAUCAACGUAUACUGGCGCAUUAGACAAUGAUCUCGCAAAUGCUAUGAUCAAAUGCAAUAUGGAUUAUGAAAAAGUUAUGGUUCAUACUACUAAGUUGUAUCCAGAUCAAGAAGCUAUUUCUUUCCAUGCUUUCGGACGUGUCAUGUGUGGUACAUUAUUCGCUGGUCAAACUGUUCGUGUCUUAGGGGAAAAUUAUACACUAGCUGACGAAGAAGAUUCUCGACCAGCUACAGUAGGUCGUUUAUGGGUGUCUGUUGCACGUUAUCGGUUAGAGGUUAACCGUGUGCCCGCUGGUAAUUGGGUUUUGAUUGAAGGAGUGGAUCAUCCUAUCGUAAAAACAGCCACAUUGACAUCAAUGAAUGCUCAUGGUGCGCAGAUCUUUAGACCUCUCAAUUUUAACACUGCCUCAGUUGUUAAGAUCGCAGUUGAACCUGCCAAUCCUUCUGAGCUGCCAAAAUUAUUAGAUGGUCUUAGAAAAGUCAACAAGAGUUAUCCUCUAUUGGCAACUAAGGUUGAAGAAUCUGGUGAACGUGUAAUACGUGGCACAGGAGAACUAUACUUGGACUGUGUUAUGCAUGAUUUGCGAAAACUUUACUCUGAUAUUGAUGUGAAGGUUGCUGAUCCUGUCGUUGCUUUUUGCGAGACAGUUGUAGAAACUUCCUCGCUGAAGUGUUUUGCGGAAACACCAAAUAAGAAAAAUAAGUUGACCAUGAUUGCUGAACCAUUGGAUAAAGGUCUGGCGGAAGAUAUUGAGAAUAAAGUCGUUCAUAUUAGCUGGCCAAAAAAGCGUCUUGGGGACUUCUUUCAGAAAAAGUAUGACUGGGACUUACUUGCAUCCAGAUCUAUAUGGGCUUUCGGGCCAGAUACCACCGGUCCAAAUAUAUUAAUGGACGACACACUGCCAUCGGAAGUCGAUAAAAACCUACUGUUUAAUGUUAAAGACUACAUCGUGCAGGGUUUCCAAUGGGGUACACGUGAAGGCCCACUUUGUGACGAACCAAUCAGGAAUGUAAAAUUCAAGAUAUUGGAUGCCCUUAUUUCCGGUGAAGCACAUCAACGAGGUUCUGGACAAAUAAUCCCAACUGCCCGUAGAGUCGCUUACUCUGCUUUUCUUAUGGCUACACCACGUUUAAUGGAGCCUUAUUACUUGGUUGAGGUACAAGCACCUGCAGACUGUGUUUCAGCAGUUUAUACUGUGCUCGCUCGUCGACGAGGGCACGUAACACACGAUGCACCCAUAUCUGGAUCUCCGUUAUAUGUUAUUCGAGCAUUCGUCCCUGUUAUUGAUUCGUUCGGUUUUGAAACGGAUCUCCGAACACAUUCUCAAGGUCAGGCGUUCUGUAUGCUUGUCUUCAAUCACUGGCAAAUGGUUCCAGGAGAUCCACUCGACCGUUCAAUCCAGAUACAGCCUUUGGUCCCACAACCUGCUACUCAUCUGGCACGAGAGUUUAUGAUUAAGACUCGUAGAAGAAAGGGUUUGAAUGAAGAUGUCAGUAUCAAUAAAUUCUUUGACGACCCGAUGUUACUGGAGUUAGCCAGACAAGACGUGAUGCUUAACUAUGCACUCUAAAUUUGUACAGUUUUUUUAUGAUAACGCAUUGUACUUUCAAAUUACACAUUAUUCGGAAGUUGUUUCCAUAUUUUUCUUCAUCCGUCACAUAAUUAGUUUUUUUAAUUAACAACGUUUCCCUUAACCUCAGGGCUUUAUGGAAAAUCCAAAUCUUUCCAUCAAAUUCUUGAAUGGAUGGAAUAAUAUCACUAUGUACUUCUUGUGAAAGCCCGAUCGGUUCAAUUAAUUUCGAUUACAUAAUGCUAAGUUUGAGAAAAAAAGUCUG
This is a messenger RNA of Trichobilharzia szidati, 3329 nucleotides long. NCBI's taxonomy places the organism in Eukaryota, Metazoa, Platyhelminthes, Trematoda, Strigeidida, Schistosomatidae. The record is from the annotation of a GenBank genome assembly.